AUGUUUAGAUCCACCGCCUCGCAAUUACUCAGAUCCAGUGUGCCCUCCAGAAUGGUCGGGACUCCAAGAGUGGUGUCCUCGUCGCUACACUCGUCUGCCCUGGCUCAACAGUCGAUCACAGACAAGGUGCGUCACACCCUGGGCGACCUGAACAAGAAGAUCGGCGAAGCAGCUGCGUCGGGCAUCGAUAAAGCACAAGAAGCUACGCAUAAGGUGGAGGAAAAGGGCCACCAGGCCAGUGAAGCUACCAAACACGGUCUUGACGCUCUCAACAAGAAAACAGGCAAGGCUGCUGCUGCUGGUAUCGACAAAGCGCAACAUAUCGGCGAAUCCGUCAGUGACGAGGCCCAGGACUUGAAGCACGACUUGAGAAGCGACCCUAAGGGCAAAGCUCAAGAGCUGAAGAACGAAGCCAAGGACAAAGUACAGAACCUGAAAAACGAGGCCCGUGACAAAGCGCAGGACGUCAAACAGAGCACACGCGAAACUGCCAGCAGCGCCGAGGCCAAGGCCAAGGACGUUGCAGACGACUACAAGCAUUGA
Molecule: messenger RNA, 543 nt
Organism: Lachancea meyersii CBS 8951
Lineage: Eukaryota; Fungi; Ascomycota; Saccharomycetes; Saccharomycetales; Saccharomycetaceae
Source: the annotation of a GenBank genome assembly